Messenger RNA from Candida tropicalis MYA-3404, 822 nucleotides. Its product is annotated as acid phosphatase. The transcript has a single exon. Lineage: Eukaryota; Fungi; Ascomycota; Pichiomycetes; Serinales; Debaryomycetaceae. The coding region runs from base 1 to 822 and encodes 273 amino acids. The record is from RefSeq and is a predicted model, not a curated record. Gene Ontology annotation, molecular function: phosphatase activity.
AUGCAAGCAUUACAAGCAGGUGAAGCCUUGCUGAAGUUCUUGUUAGAUCAAAGAUUAGAGACAGCAGGAAAUGACGACAAGGCACGUAAUCCUAGAUCGAUUAUGUUUUUCACAUCCCCGUACUUACGAACCAGACAGACUUGCAAUAAUAUCAUUGAAGGAAUUAAGAAUGUUCCUGGUGUGGAAUAUGAUGUUAGAGAAGAUGCAAGAAUGAGAGAACAAGAUUUCGGUAACUUUCAACCUGAACUGGAAGAGAUGGAGAGAAUUUGGAAAGAAAGAGCACAAUACGGUCACUUCUUUUUCCGAAUACCUCAUGGUGAAAGUGCAGCAGAUGUUUAUGAUCGAGUAGCAAGUUUCAAUGAAUCAUUAUUUAGAAAGUUCAGAUAUGAUACGUUUCCUAAUAUUUUAGUAUUGGUUAGUCAUGGGAUCUGGUCAAGAGUGUUUCUUAUGAAAUGGUUUAAAUGGAGUUACGAAGAGUUUGAAAGUUUAAAAAACAUCCCACAUUGCCAGUUUUUGGUUAUGAAGAAACACGAUGACGAUCAAAAGUAUCAUUUAAAGACAAGAUUACUCACUUGGAAUGAUAGUGAUGAAGAUGAUGAAUUGGCCUUGGGUGAAUGUAGAUCGAGUGAUCUGGAGGUUUACAAGUUGAUCCAAGAACAAAGAGAUGCAGUCAAUGCGACAAAAAAGAAGAAUAAAAAACUUGAAGCAAUGUACAGGGAAGUGUAUAAUGAUACUCAACAGAAUGGGUAUAAGAAUAAGUUGGUCUCCACCUUUCAAAUGCAGAACCAGAGUGUAACAAAUAGUGUUGAAAGCUUUCAGUAG